Acanthisitta chloris (rifleman) is the source of this 1396-nucleotide messenger RNA. It is a transcript of the gene GATA2, whose product is annotated as GATA binding protein 2. The coding region runs from base 131 to 601 and encodes 156 amino acids. Gene Ontology annotation, molecular function: RNA polymerase II cis-regulatory region sequence-specific DNA binding; DNA-binding transcription factor activity, RNA polymerase II-specific; zinc ion binding. The transcript is spliced from 3 exons. Gene Ontology annotation, biological process: positive regulation of transcription by RNA polymerase II; negative regulation of transcription by RNA polymerase II; cell fate commitment. The record is from RefSeq and is a predicted model, not a curated record. Lineage: Eukaryota; Metazoa; Chordata; Aves; Passeriformes; Acanthisittidae.
AAAUCCGGUUUCUUCGUGUUUCCAUUUAGAAGGCAGAGAGUGUGUGAACUGCGGAGCAACUGCUACCCCUCUCUGGAGAAGAGACGGCACUGGGCAUUACCUGUGUAACGCCUGCGGGCUCUACCACAAAAUGAACGGUCAAAACCGACCUCUCAUUAAACCUAAGCGAAGGCUGUCAGCGGCCAGGAGAGCAGGGACUUGUUGUGCCAACUGUCAGACAACCACCACGACCUUAUGGCGACGUAAUGCAAACGGGGACCCAGUUUGUAAUGCCUGUGGACUCUACUAUAAAUUGCACAAUGUGAACAGGCCUCUGACCAUGAAAAAGGAAGGAAUUCAGACCAGGAAUAGGAAAAUGUCCAACAAAUCAAAGAAAAGCAAGAAAGGCUCUGAGUGUUUUGAGGAACUGUCCAAGUGCAUGCAGGAGAAAUCGUCUCCCUUCAGCGCUGCUGCCCUUGCUAGUCACAUGGCACCCAUGGGGCAUUUGCCACCUUUCAGCCACUCUGGACACAUCCUACCAACACCUACCCCCAUCCACCCAUCUUCCAGCAUCUCAUUCGGACAUCCACACCCAUCCAGCAUGGUUACAGCCAUGGGAUAAAACCUGAUGACCAAGAGACCCACCCAGAGAUUAAGAACAUGGGGCUUUGCCUAAGAUGACGCCAAAUAAGAAAAUGUUCUGCCAAGAGGAGAAUGUAGGGAAGGCAAAAGGGAAUCUUUGCUCCCAUGUGGUUUAACUCUUAAUGCUGGACUGAAACCUUGCAAAUGAUGGGUCUUUUGCAGAAAUGUGUAGUGGUGCCUGUAAUGCACUUUGCCCCCUCAGGUAUAAGGAAAAAGAACUCACCUGUUUGAUGCUUAAUGGUCCAGCAGGAAGCAAAAGAUGGCAGAAGCUGAAGGAAAAGGCUUGGAACUGGCUUUCCUUUCUCUCUUUGUUAUUACUGUGAAUAUUGUAAAGAGAUAUAAGCAGCCUCCCAGGAUGGAACUGGCUCACUGGAAGCCAGACAUGCUGGAUUUCUAUUGUGGACUUUGGGAUGGGGAAAAAAAGAAGAAAAAAAGGACAAAAAAAGGGACAUCUUUAUAAAACUGUAAUUUUAAAAUUCAGACACAAAGUCAUAUUUAUUUUGUUUUCCACAAAAAGCCGCAACCCCUCUGAUUGCAUGUUCUUGUGCUGUUGAUUGCAUUGGCUACUCUGUAAGAAACGCUGCCUUCAAAACAAGGAGGAGAGGGGUGAACAUACUCAACAGCCCUCUUGGAUUAGCUCCAUCUAUCUUCCAUACCAAAACUACUAGGAAAGGGGGAAAAGAUUGCGAGGGGAAGGAACAAAGCAAAAAUUUAGCCGCAAUACGGAUUUUAAUGUGCCCAAGAUGGUGAUUAUUUUGAUACAAUUUCUUCAUUC